AUCCUGGUAACCACUGAUUUCUACACGUUGCUCGUACGAAUAGGCCUAAGCGCUAGUUGAACUGAACUGGUGCUGUGCUCUUAAACUAGAACGCGGAGGCAAAUUUGGCACAUAACCAUCCUCCUAUUGUCUCUCUUUGUAGCAUCACCCUUCGAGCUAACAUUGGCACACAUAUCCUGGUUCUUAUCACAUCCUCCCAACCUACAUGCCUGUUGACGCUCUUCACCUCUAUUGUCUCGUCCAGUUCCAACACACAUACAUAUACGCACAACACAAGACUGGCGGCGACUUUGUGAUACUACUGACAACAUACAAAAGCAUGGUGUCGGCGCGCGUCGUCAAGUCUCCUUCUCUUCAUCACUCGUAUCAUUCUCCCUUCUCUCUGCACUGCUGUAGGACGAGACAGGCGCUCCGUCGACAAGUUAUAAUCUCCUGGUAACUUUGGCCUUGACUGCUGGCAGUCCUCGUGCUCUUGCCUCUGUACAACUUAGUCCGCUCACGAAUCUAAUACGACAAUUAUGUCUCCUACGAUCCGCGUCCUCUCCUAUGGGCCGCUAACUCACGAUCUACUCGCAAGAGAUGAACAAGGCACACAAUUUGCAUCUACUCCAGUAGAAGCAGUAGUCGUUCCCGUCGUCAUUCUCCUCCGUGAGCUCCAAUUAUUCCCAUCCUCGAAUGAGGUACAGUAUUCCCAGGAAAUACAAACUCACGAAUGUAUAGUCUUACUAAUUGGUGCCGCUAUCGCCUCGGUCUUCUCAUAUUGGAGGAAGAGGAACGACCGUGAUCGGCUCAUCAAAGCUUCGACGCCAAAAGCAGCCCGCAAGUUUGUCCCAGACUGGCUGAGCAACUGGAUGGGCUCUGCAACCGCCAAACCUAUUCAGACCUCCAACCGGGGCGCACAAGACGCGGACCAAGACAGUCUUGACCUAUCCAAACCUGACGCCGCAAAUCUCGCAGACUCGAACUCCGACGUCAUCGCUCUGCGUCCUGUCUCGUUAGCCCUCCCACCUCACCCGUUAGCUAUACACGACCCAUACGACAGAUACGACAGAUACCCAGCCGUCCGUCCGAAGCCCAUCGGCGUCUCAUUCGGAUAAAUAGCCACCACCUCUUCGCAUGUGCAUGUGAAAUAUUUGUCUCCGUACCGUAUGAAAUCCCUGCACUUUGGUUUGAUCGUCCGUUCCGUCUCCGUGCAUCCGACCCGCGAGUCUGAGUUUGAAUCAUUCCGAGUCCAUGCUCUCCGAGUCGUCAUUCAAUCCUCAGAAACCAUCAAUUGAUCCACCCAUUCCCAUACCGUGCCUUCCACCCGAUCAUGACGCCGCACCAACGACUUCUUGAACCUUGACGAUCCCCAUUCUUCCACCAUCAGUACACAGUAACUUGGUUCCAUCUAUGUAUAUGUGUAUAUCAUCCGAUUCAUCGUUCCCACUUGUCAACUCUCCUCGGUUCGGCCUUUCAAUCUCGUUGUCGCUAUAUAUACAGUACAACACCGUUUUGUACUAUUUAUUUUCCUCUCAGUGUAUCGCCGCUUAUCCUUCUCCUCGUAGUCACCGUCAAUCAAUGUAAUGCGUACGUACAGCAUCUUAUUUCCCUACGUGUACUUUUAUUCCCGC
Molecule: messenger RNA, 1613 nt
Organism: Fomitiporia mediterranea MF3/22
Lineage: Eukaryota; Fungi; Basidiomycota; Agaricomycetes; Hymenochaetales; Hymenochaetaceae
Exons: 2
Coding region: 519-1097 (192 amino acids)
Source: RefSeq, a predicted model, not a curated record